Molecule: messenger RNA, 624 nt
Organism: Metarhizium robertsii ARSEF 23
Lineage: Eukaryota; Fungi; Ascomycota; Sordariomycetes; Hypocreales; Clavicipitaceae
Exons: 3
Coding region: 1-624 (207 amino acids)
Biological process (GO): protein peptidyl-prolyl isomerization; protein folding
Cellular component (GO): fungal-type vacuole; endoplasmic reticulum
Molecular function (GO): peptidyl-prolyl cis-trans isomerase activity
Source: RefSeq, a predicted model, not a curated record
AUGUUUAACCUGAGGCGUCUCGUCUCCUUCGCCCUCCUCAUUGGAGUCGGCCUGGUCUUUUUCUCACAGACCGCCGAGGCGGCAAAAGGCCCCAAGAUCACCCACAAGGUCUACUUCGACAUUGAGCAUGGUGGCGAGCCAUUGGGUCGUAUUGUCAUGGGAUUGUACGGAAAGACUGUCCCUAAGACGGCUGAGAACUUCCGUGCCUUGGCUACUGGGGAAAAGGGAUUUGGCUACCAGGAUUCUACGUUCCACCGUGUUAUCAAGCAGUUCAUGAUCCAGGGUGGUGACUUUACCAAGGGCGACGGCACUGGUGGCAAGUCUAUCUAUGGCGCAAAGUUCAAGGACGAGAACUUCAAGCUCAAGCAUACCAAGAAGGGUCUCCUCUCCAUGGCUAACGCUGGUCCCGACACCAACGGCUCUCAAUUCUUCAUCACCACCGUCAUCACCUCUUGGCUUGAUGGCCGACACGUCGUUUUCGGCGAGGUGCUCGAGGGCUACGAUAUCGUCGAGAAGAUUGAGAAUGCCGCGACCGAGGCAGGCGACAAGCCGGUUAAGACUGUAAAGAUCGCCAAGAGCGGCGAGAUUGAGGUCCCGUCUGAAGGUAUUCACGUUGACCUCUAA